Pectinophora gossypiella (pink bollworm) is the source of this 1314-nucleotide messenger RNA. RefSeq lists its product as uncharacterized. NCBI's taxonomy places the organism in Eukaryota, Metazoa, Arthropoda, Insecta, Lepidoptera, Gelechiidae. Bases 1 to 1314 code for a protein of 437 amino acids. The transcript is spliced from 2 exons. The record is from RefSeq and is a predicted model, not a curated record.
AUGCCCGGGAAGUUCGAUCCCCACAAAGAUAAAUGGGAGAACUAUAGGGAGCAACUGUUCUUCGCGUUAGAAGCUGCGGGGACAUUGGAAAGCGUGCAGAAACGUGCCUUGUUUUUGUCUCAAUGUGGUAAAGAAGCAUUUGCCUUGAUAGUGUCGUUGUUGUCACCCAAAAAGACGAGUGAAGUGUCAUUUGAAGAAAUCGUUGAAGUUCUUAACAAGUUUUUUGUGCCGACGCCGCAUCCAAUUUUAGAAACAGAAAAAUUCUACAAGCGAAAACAAAAGCCUAAUGAGUCCAUAACAAGUUUUGUGGCUGCAUUACAUGAUAUUAGUUCUCGUUGUCAAUUUAAAGAUUUGGAGCGGAGAAUCGUAGAACAACUUAUUCUCGGAGCAAGAGAAGAAAAUUUAAAAAGGGAACUGUUAAAAAUUAAAAUGAAGAACAUGACAUAUGACGAAGUAAUACAACAGGCGCUUAAUUACGAAUCUAUUCAACAAAAUCAGUUUGAAGGGAAUAAUAUAUUGUGGAGAACCCAUUGUGAUGUCGCCGAAAGUUCAAGUAAAGGCGAGCCGAUGGAGGUGAACGCAGUCGGUACCAAGACCAACUCAAGCACUAACAAUUCGUCAUCGUCUGAGAGUGAAAAAGCUAAUGAGGACAAUUUUGGCGUUCACGAAGUGAGUGGCGAAAUGCGUGUGAAGCCGUUCAUGGUGGAAGUGACAAUUAAUGGCGUGCCACUAGUGAUGGAGGUGGACUCGGGCUCAGCGCGCUCAAUCCUGCCGCACAGCGUCUACAAACAACAUGAACGCGAGUUUCCUGAGCCUUUGCUACCAUUUAACAAGAAUUUGAUUACAUGGACUAUCGAUGAGCUGAAAAUCAGAGGCGAAACUGUAGUUGACGUGACAUAUAAACACAAGAAUAGUAAGCUGCCCCUAAUAGUCAGCUGCGGAAAGGGGCCAGCGUUACUAGGACGUGCUUGGUUUGAGGCGCUCGGUAUUUCAGUGCGGUAUUCGGUUGCUGAAGAGGAGGCGGAUUAUGAUAAGAGGUUUCCACAAUUAUUCAACAAUGAGUUAGACAAGUACAGUGGACCACCAGUACAUAUUGACUGUAAGGAGGGUGCAAAUCCUGUGUUUCUGCGUUCACGACCAGUACCAUUUCCGCUGCGGGAAAAAGUGAAGGAGGAGUUGAAAAGGAUGAUGUCGGAUGGCAUCAUUACUCCUGUUAAGCAUUCACGGUGGGCUACACCUCUCAGGAUUGUUCCAAAACCAGAUGGAUCAUUGAGAUUGUGCGGAGAUUACAGGAGUACGGUGAAUGCAUCAUGA